AUGGAAUUAUUUAAAAUCGCAGUUUUAAUUGCUUUUGGAGCAUUUUUCAUCAACUCUAUUAGUGCUCAAGACGCACUUUGUCUAAAUGAUGGUUUUAAUGAAGAUCCAGCGGCUUGUGAUAAGUUCCAUAAUUGCUCGGGCGGCGUAGUUGUCCAGAGCUUCGAAUGCAAGAACGGUUUAGUAUUUUAUGCUUCAGAUCCGCAAAGCAACGUUCAUGGCCAAUGCGUUCAUUACGUUCCCGAAACCUCGAAAUGCGGCUCACGAACUCCUCCCGCCGAAACGAACCCACAUCAGAACUGCAAAUACCUCGAAACGUACGGUCGUUACAACGACAACUGCUCUCAAUUCUGCAUUUGCUCGUGCGGCAAUCCCAGUUUCUACUUCGAGUGUCCCGAACCGUUAGUUUUCAAUCCCGAGAGAUUCGCCUGCGAUUGGACCGACCAAGUCGAAGAUCCCCAAUGUUGGGUUUAUCAAGAAAUUGCCGCUGCCACGAACAAUGCCGUGUGCCCGCCAGAAACUGAGGAAGAAUGUUCCGGAGCGCAACAAUUAUAUUUCGCUAGCCAGAGGUACUGCAACGACUAUUACCACUGCAAAAACGGAAAAAUGCGUUGGGAAAUUUGCGGAAACCAAACUUUGUUCAAUAGCGAGACAAAUCGAUGCGAAAAUGCAACUGCAGUUUAUGAAGCCGGAUUAUGUGGCAAUAAGGCUUUGCGAUAUGAGUUAGUAGCUACUACUGAGCCAUCUUCUACUCCCGGAACUUCUUCUACUACUCCAUCGUCAACUACAAGUACAACUACUGAAUCCACUACUCCAAGCACUACUCCAAGUACUACUCCAAGUACUACUAGUUCUACUACUUCAAGUACUACUAGCUCUACUACUACAUCUACUACUACACCUACUACUACAUCUACUACUACCGAAGCCCCUGAAGUUCCUGAGGAAUAA
This is a messenger RNA of Culicoides brevitarsis, 948 nucleotides long. RefSeq names its product protein obstructor-E-like. Lineage: Eukaryota; Metazoa; Arthropoda; Insecta; Diptera; Ceratopogonidae. Gene Ontology annotation, cellular component: extracellular region. The transcript is spliced from 3 exons. The coding region runs from base 1 to 948 and encodes 315 amino acids. Gene Ontology annotation, molecular function: chitin binding. The record is from RefSeq and is a predicted model, not a curated record.